Molecule: messenger RNA, 1736 nt
Organism: Westerdykella ornata
Lineage: Eukaryota; Fungi; Ascomycota; Dothideomycetes; Pleosporales; Sporormiaceae
Product: hexose transporter-like protein
Exons: 7
Coding region: 1-1620 (539 amino acids)
Biological process (GO): transmembrane transport; carbohydrate transport
Cellular component (GO): membrane
Molecular function (GO): carbohydrate:proton symporter activity
Source: RefSeq, a predicted model, not a curated record
AUGGCCGGAGGCGUCCCAGGCGUCGCCGCCGGCGGCAGCGACAACGACGCCAUCAUUGCCACGCUCGUCGCUAACGAUCCCGUGAAAUGGUGGAACAAGCCGAAUCUCCGGCGCCUCUACCUUCUGCUCGUCCCGUUCUGUUUCUUCAUCGAGUCGACGUCGGGCUUCGACAGCUCCAUGAUGAACGGCAUGCAAGCGCUGAAGUACUGGAAGGACUACUUCGGUGACCCCAAAGGGGGCGAGCUGGGAUUGCUGGUGGCUUGUUACAAUCUAGGCGCUCUGACGAGUAUUCCCUUCAUCUCGAUUGUGUCGGAUCAUGUGGGACGGAGGUGGAGUAUUGUAUUCGGCUCCGUCAUCAUGAUCAUCGGCGCGAUUAUGCAGGGCCUCUCCGUCAAUCUCGCCAUGUUCAUCUUCUCCCGCAUCUUCCUCGGCCACGGCAUCGUCUACGCCAUCGUCGCCGGCGCCGCCCUGCUGGGAGAACUGGGCCAUCCACGGGAACGUGCCACGCUAGGCGCCUUGUUCAAUGCCUCCUACAGCAUCGGCGCCGUCAUCGGAGCUGGAAUCGUGGUUCGGACCCUCCUCAUUCCAAACGACUGGAGCUGGCGUCUCCCCUCCUUACUACAAGCCUUACCCUCCGUCCUGCAAAUCACCUUCGCCUUCACGGUCCCUGAAUCCCCGCGUUGGCUCAUUUCCAAGGACCGACAGGAAGAAGCAUUGAAAAUCCUGAUCAAAUACCAUGCUGAAGGAGACGCAUCCCAGGAACUCCCGCACGUCGAAUUCGCCGAAAUCAAGCGCGCUCUGGAAAUGGAAAACGAAUCCCGUCGCCGCGGUUGGGUCGAGCUGUUCCAGACGAAAGGGAUGCGACAUCGGUCCUUUGUGGCUGCGAGUCUGGGGCUGUUCGUACAGUUCUCCGGGAACAAUCUCAUUUCGCAGUAUCUCGUUCCCAUAUUGAAGAAGAUCGGGAUUACCGAUUCGCACACCCAGGUGCGAUAUAAUGUCGGUACGCAGGCGUGGGCGCUCCUCGUUGCGGUCUUGAUGGCGAAUAUCACGCCUAGGUUUCCGAGGCGGAGAAUGUAUUUGCUGUGUGCGGCGUGCUUGACUUGUGUUUAUACUGCGUGGACAAUAGCGCAGGCGAGGAAUCGUAUCACAGGGUCGAAAGCAAGUGGAUAUGCCGUGUUGGUGUUCAUCUUCUUGUACCAGCCGGCGUACUGUAUCGGAUACAAUGCCUUGACAUAUGUCUACAUGGUGGAGAUCUUCCCGUACUAUGUACGGACGAAGGGCUUGUCCUGGUUCCAGCUAUGGGGCCGCGCAGCGGUCAUGUUCAGCAGCUUCGUAAACCCCAUCGGACUGGAGAAUGCGGAUUGGAAGUACUUGAUCGUAUACGUCUGCUGGCUCUGUCUCGAGAUUAUCAUCAUUUACUGUAAGCAUGACCUCUGCCAGAAAAUCUCGGAUUCGCUGUUUUUUUUCUUCCCCGAAACCUACGGCAAGACACUGGAAGAAUUGACGUUCCUUUUCGAAAGCGAAGAUGAAAAGGCCAAGUUUGCCAGCGCUGCGCACAAGGUAUUGGAUAAUCCCGGGGUCGCAAUGGAGCUCCAUGAGCAGCCGGACAAGAAGGCUUAGUCGUCUGGUGCACUGAUUCAUGUUGAGAUGCGAGGCAAUGGUUGUGUAGCAUGAGAAUUCGAUAGCAGGAGAAUCCGUAUCCUGGAGGUUAUCAUGAAAUCUGGAUGUUGAUUUGU